GUUGUUGUUGUUGUUUUCAGACUGCUGCUUCCUGCAGACUUCACCGUGUUCUCCUACAGUCACAAUGGAUCACUCAUCACAUCCAGACCACCUGUACAGGACCACUGUCACUAUCAGGGCUCCGUUCAGGACAUGGAGGGUUCUGCUGUUGCUAUGAGCAUCUGCAACGGCCUCAGAGGAGUGUUGCAUCUUGCUGACGACAGCUACGGCAUCGAGCCGUCAGACUCCUCCCCCGACCAGCACCUGGUCUACCGCCUUCAGGAUGUGACAUCACAGCCCCGGGGAUGUGGCACGCCGCACGAUGACCGGCGUGGACAUGACAACAACAACGCCACGAAGCACGCUCAGUACAAACCAGAAAAAAUCCACCACAGAGGACACAGCAGGAUGAAGCGAGCUGUUCUCCAUCUGACUCACUAUGUGGAGCUGCUGCUGGUGGUCGACAACGACCAGUUUAAUUACAUGAAGAAGAACGAGACGGCUGUGAGGGACGAGAUGGUUCAUCUGGCAAACUUCAUAGACAGUAUGUACAAACAGCUGAACAUUCGUGUGGUCCUCGUGGGUCUGGAGAUCUGGACUCAGCAGAACCGGAUCAGCACCGACGGAGGAGCCGGAGAGGUGCUGAGUCGCUUCACCCAGUGGAGAGAGAAAGAGCUGGUCCCACGACGCCGCCAUGACUCAGCACAACUCAUCCUGAAGAAGAGUUUUGGGGGAACAGCAGGAAUGGCCUUCGUCUCCACCGUCUGCUCCAGGAGCCACGGGGGCGGGAUCAACGCGGUACGCUGCUGCUUACUGCUCUCUUCCGAUUGGCUGACUCUCACCUGUCUGUGUCUUCAUAAAUGCUGCGUUCAAAUCACAUAGAAAAGUUAGUGAAUUUAAACGUCAGGGGCCACAUUGACAAAGGUAACUUGUAUUAUCUGUCUGUCUGUCUGUCUGUCUGUCUGUCUCUCUCUCU
Anarrhichthys ocellatus (wolf-eel) is the source of this 955-nucleotide messenger RNA. It is a transcript of the gene adam9a, whose product is annotated as ADAM metallopeptidase domain 9a. The transcript has 7 exons. Gene Ontology annotation, biological process: proteolysis. Gene Ontology annotation, cellular component: plasma membrane. Lineage: Eukaryota; Metazoa; Chordata; Actinopteri; Perciformes; Anarhichadidae. Gene Ontology annotation, molecular function: metalloendopeptidase activity. The annotation marks the transcript as partial. The record is from RefSeq and is a predicted model, not a curated record.